This is a messenger RNA of Akanthomyces muscarius, 681 nucleotides long. RefSeq lists its product as uncharacterized. Bases 1 to 681 code for a protein of 226 amino acids. The record is from RefSeq and is a predicted model, not a curated record. Gene Ontology annotation, biological process: mitochondrial translation. Lineage: Eukaryota; Fungi; Ascomycota; Sordariomycetes; Hypocreales; Cordycipitaceae. Gene Ontology annotation, cellular component: ribosome; mitochondrial large ribosomal subunit. The transcript has 2 exons. Gene Ontology annotation, molecular function: structural constituent of ribosome.
AUGGCCGAAGCAGUCAAGGCGGCGGCCGCGCGCCAAUUACCAUCCUUUAGGCUUGGUCAGAAGCAGGUCUAUCUGCCAACGCACAUCAUCACCAUGCUACACAAAGAGCAUCUCCCCGCGAACGAAGCCUGCUUCCAGGUGCCCCUCACAUUUACGAAAUUCGAUCUCCGCGACUACCUGUGGAACCUCUACAACGUCGAGGUCAAGACGGUGCGGUCGUACGUCAAGGGGCGGCCGCUGGCGGAGCGCCCGAACCGCGCGGGCUCGACGUACCGGCCGCAGGCGCUCAAGAUCAUGACGGUCGAGCUCGCGCAGCCGUUCCAGUGGCCGGCGUUGCCCGAAAACCGCGAGCCCUGGAACCACGAGCUGUUUGAGAUGCGCGAGAAGUCGGCGGAGCAGCGCCGCGAGGACCAGUACAACGCCGCAAACAAGAUCAUCCCGAUGGCGAGCCGCCAGCCCAAGUCCAAGGAGCGCAAGGAGCUGGCCAACCUAGCAAAGGACCUGCUGACGGGCAAAAAGAAGUGGUCGAACCAGGUGCAGCUCGACUCCAAGUGGGACGCGAUUGUGCAGGAGGCGGCGGGCAGCACGCCUAGUAACGCGAAGACGGCGACCGCUGCAGAGGAGAUUGCCAUGGCCAAGGAUGCGAAACAGGGCAGAACGGAGCCGAAGCCUGCGCAAUAA